AUGGAUUUGUCUAUCACGACGCUGACUUUCGAAGAAGCUGAAACUUACUACGAAACUAUCAGUGAAGACGAAUCGGAGAAUCUUGUGUCAUCCGGGAACGAGGCGAGGAGCGAGGAGUACACCAGGACAGAUGAGUUCGAAAACCUCUUCCAAGGGGAUGCGGCCAUGGAUUCAUUUCCACGGGGGACGGACGUUGAAACUGAAAUCCGGAGAGAACGAAUCGCUUCCGAAGAUUUCACAGAAGACCGCGCAGUUGCGGAUGAAGAUUCUUCGGAUCAUUCAAUGAUGGUUCCUGCUACAACCUAUGACGCCGCAUUGAAAAUUUCCAUGGUGCCCCAUUAUCUCGACCAGCUCAGUCUCGCCAUCGUCGGAGCUUUCGGUUACCAUCUUGAUGAUUUCUAUGAGGAUUUACCGUCGGAACCGUGCACAGAAAAUUUCUCCAACACCAUGGACUAUCCCGUGGACACCUCGCAAUUCCUGCAGAUGCAGGAUCCGAAUCCACAAACCCAGGUCACGGUGCACCACAUGCCGAAGAAGGAGGAAUGCCAAGCCGUCGUCAUCGCGGCAACGGCGACUCCUGUGGUGGCCCCCACGACCAAAAAAAAGACCCGGACUACAUUCACGUCGUUCCAACUCGAUGAAUUGGAACGAGCGUUCCAGAGAGCUCCGUAUCCAGAUGUUUUCGCGCGAGAGGAUCUCGCGAUGAGGCUCAGUUUGAGCGAGUCCAGGGUCCAGGUUUGGUUCCAGAACCGGAGAGCGAAGUGGAGGAAACGAGAACCUCCGCGGAAGAACAAUUUUUUACAAAUGAGCGCAGGGGUACCCCGCCUACCUGUAGCCUGCUCCUUGCCGCCCGCCUGCGCGGUGGGUCCACCGACACCGUCAUCGUCGCCUUCAUCACUACCGGCGGCAUCAACAGUGCUAUCCACCACAGAGCAGCCGCUAUACCCGACCGCGACUCUGCCGGCUUUCUCUCCAGCCGGUUCGUUCCACGAUGCGGCUUCCUGGCACUUCACGCCCUUUGAGUCGCCUGCCCCGAUGGCUCCGACGGGUUAUGAUUACGACCCCUAUCAGCAGCCGAUGACUAUGCAAUAUCAGCAGGACGAACUGUCCAUGACCGCUCUGAUGUCAAUGCCUUCGUGGUUGCCACAGGAGCAGAGCGUGUCUGGCCAAAACCUCUAUGACUACCGUCCUCUCGAUGUGGUCCCGCUCCAACAAUCGCAGCACCAGAGCGCGGAAGCCCCGAGCGGAGAAACUAGCGAAAUUUUCUGA
Galendromus occidentalis (western predatory mite) is the source of this 1269-nucleotide messenger RNA. Its product is annotated as homeobox protein MSX-2-like. The transcript has 9 exons. The coding region runs from base 1 to 1269 and encodes 422 amino acids. Lineage: Eukaryota; Metazoa; Arthropoda; Arachnida; Mesostigmata; Phytoseiidae. The record is from RefSeq and is a predicted model, not a curated record.